AUGAGGGAGGUCUGUGAUGGUGUGUUCAUCGGCAACCUGGCCGAUGCCACGUCAGCACGAAUGCUGGAACGAGCGCAUAUCACGCGCCUUCUCUCUCUCUGCCCAAUGCCUCGCUCUUCUUUCGUUACUGUCACACCUUCUUCCGAUCCGGAAUCCACCGCCAAUUCCGCUGAGAUUCCCGCCGAUACAAGCGCAACAGCUCGCGGGGUAGAAUGUGACAGUGUGACGCGUGGCUGUGACGGGCGCGGCCGGCAACGCCUGACCGUAGAUCUUCUGGACAUGGACGACGCAGAACUUCUGGCGGUGCUGCCGAGCUGCCUGGCGUUCGUCGAGGAGAGCGUGCGUUGCGGGGAGAAGGUGCUCGUGCACUGCCACGCUGGCGUGUCGCGAAGCGCAGCAGUGGUUAUCGCAUAUCUCAUGAAGCUUCACAAAUUGACGGCUGAGGAUGCGCUUCGUCUGCUGCAAUCCAAGCACCCCCUCGCAUGCCCCAACAACGGCUUUCUGCAUCAGCUUCGGAUUUUCCACAGCAUGGGGUGGGAAGUCAACCCCCACCACUCCGACUACUCGCGCUUCAAGCUGCAGCUCAUGGCCCGCCGAAUCACUGGCACAAUGCAUCAGGGCGUGUCCAUUGGGGCCAUUAACGGAGCUGCUAGUAACGGAGCUGUCAGUAACGGGGAUGCUCAGUUGCGGGGUGGAGUGGAGGGUGCAGGAGCAGCAGAAGGAUCCGCUGCAGCAACAGGAGAAGGAACAGUAGGAGCAGGAGCAGGAGCAGGAGCAGGAGCAGGAGCAGGAGCAGGAGCAGGGGCAGGAGCAGGGGCAGGAGCAGGGGCAGGAGCAGGAGCAGGGGCAGGAGCAGGAGCAGGGGCAGGAGCAGGAGCAGGAGCAGGGGCAGGGGCAGGGGCAGCAGCAGCAGCACCAGUAGGAGGAGGAGCAGGAGCAGCAGGGGCAACAGGAACAGGAGCAGCAGCAGGAGCAGCAGCAGGGGCAUCGAAGGAAGCAGCGAGGUCUCCAGAGGUGUACCGCUGCCGAAAGUGCCGACAGGUUGUAGCAGCAGCAGCCAAUGUGCUCCCUCAUUCCCCCACUGCUGCUGCUGCUGGUGGUGCUGCUGCUGCUGCUGCUGCUGGGACUGGUGGUAGAGGAGGAGGGGGGAGGUUUCGUGGGAAGGGCAAGGAUUGGGGGAAUGGGGCGGAACGGGGAUGCACGUCUGUGUUUGUGGAGCCACUCAAAUGGAUGGGCGAUGUGCAGAGUGGGCAGGUGGAGGGCAAGCUGUCAUGUGCCCAGUGCUCCACUCGCCUGGGCUACUUCAACUGGUCGGGAGCUCAAUGCAGCUGUGGCGAGUGGGUCACUCCAGCCUUCCAACUGCAUAAGAAGUGUGUGGAUGAGUCGUGGCAGUGA
Messenger RNA from Closterium sp. Yama58-4, 1395 nucleotides. Lineage: Eukaryota; Viridiplantae; Streptophyta; Zygnematophyceae; Desmidiales; Closteriaceae. The record is from the annotation of a GenBank genome assembly.